Messenger RNA from Hippoglossus stenolepis (Pacific halibut), 1786 nucleotides. RefSeq names its product zinc finger protein 330 (gene noazfp). Gene Ontology annotation, cellular component: nucleus. The transcript has 10 exons. The coding region runs from base 180 to 1169 and encodes 329 amino acids. Lineage: Eukaryota; Metazoa; Chordata; Actinopteri; Pleuronectiformes; Pleuronectidae. The record is from RefSeq and is a predicted model, not a curated record. Gene Ontology annotation, molecular function: zinc ion binding.
UUUCAGUACGUUCCCAUUUCCCCAUCGGACCCCGGUCGCUGCUGCGCUGCUCAUCUCUCGGGUUAGCUUGUAGCUGCGUGUUGGCCUCGGCAGUUUCCCGUUUGACAGGAAGCCUCGAGUGAAAUUUCAACAAAAAACCCUCCUGUCAGCGCAGCGAGCAUCGAACCCGUGGAGCCGAGAUGCCCAAGAAGAAAACCGGUGCUCGCAAAAAGGCGGAGAGUCGCAAAGAGCGAGAGAAACAGAGCCGAGCCAACCGAGAACAUGUGGAUGUGGCCAAACACCCCUGUAACUUCAACAUGGACUGUGACAAAUGUCAGAGGAAACAGAAGAACAGAGCGUUCUGCUACUUCUGCAACUGGGUGCAGAAGCUGCCCAUCUGUGCACAGUGUGGCAAAACCAAGUGCAUGAAGUCGUCAGACUGUGUCAUCAAACAUCCUGGAAUCCACACCACUGGGAUGGCCAUGGUGGGGGCAGUGUGUGACUUCUGUGAAGCUUGGGUGUGCCACGGUAGGAAAUGUCUGAGCACUCACGCCUGUGCGUGUCCCCUGACUGAUGCAGACUGCAUAGAGUGUGAGCGUGGUGUCUGGGAUCAUGGAGGCCGAAUCUUCCGCUGCUCUUUCUGUGACAACUUCCUGUGUGAGGACGACCAGUUUGAGCACCAGGCGAGCUGCCAAGUCCUUCAGGCAGAAACAUACAAAUGUAUUUCCUGUAACAGACUGGGUCAGCACUCCUGUCUGCGCUGUAAGUCCUGUUACUGCGACGACCACGCCAAGAGUAAGGUCUUCAAACAGGAGAAGGGAAAAAAUCUGCCAUGUCCAAAGUGCGGCCACGAGACGCAGGAGACCAAAGACCUCAGCAUGUCCACUCGCACCCUGAAGUUUGGCCGCCAGGCGGGCGCCGAAGAUGAUGACGACUACGGUGGCGAUGGAGCGGCCGGGUACGACUCCUACUGGAAGAACUUGGCCUCUGGAGGCGGAGCCCAACAGGAUGACUACGACGAGGAGGAGGAUGAUGAUGAUGAGGAGGAGGAGGAUGAUGAUGAGGAGGAAGAUGAUGAUGAGGAGGAGGAGGAGGAAGAGGAGGAGGAGAAAGAGAAAGAGAAAGAGGGUGAAGAGAAGGCAGCUGCUGAUUCCCUGGCUGGUCUUAAGUUGGAGGGAACUGCUGCCUGAACCAAGACAGAGACUGGAGCCUGUUGCUGGAGCCCACGGCCCCAAAGAUCCAAAUCCUCUCAGUGGAGGUUCACAACAGUAACGACUGAAGAAUUAAGAGACGUGUGUGUGUGUAACAACUAGUGUUGACAGAGUAAGAAAUUUAAAAAAGUCCCUCUGAGGACUGUGAUGUGAAGAUUUUAUAACAAAUCCACACAAACCUCUGUCCAGGAAGUAGAAGAAUAAAAUGAAGAGUGUUUUAAUUUGAAUUACUGAUAGAAAAAUAUGUAAACAACGUUAUGAAUCUGAACAAACUGCAAACUGCUGGUAAUUGACAGCUUUUUGAUGAUAUGGACACGAUAUAUAUCCAAAUACAGAGGUUUCUUCACCCAGUUCUCAGAGGACUUGUUUCCUCCUCUUUUUGAAGUCAGAGCUGGAUCACUGCUCUACGAGGCCCCGGGGGCCAAAAGGAGCUGUGAACCCUUUUUGGCUCCUGGUGUUUGGUGACUUGGUAAAUGUUAUUUUGUUUGAGAAGAUUCACUCUGUAACUGUUACUGUUUCCACAGGAUCUCUCCACAAACUGGGGACCUAAUGUUGUUAGGUUAAUAAAGUUGGAGCAGCUGCUGUCUCCUAAAGUA